AUGUCUCAGAGCCAGCCAUGGGUUGAGAAAUAUCGUCCACGCGUCCUCGAUGAUGUUGUAGGAAACACAGCCGUCAUCGAACGUCUUCGUGCUUUGGCCGCUGAAGGCAAUAUUCCAAAUCUUAUUCUUACCGGCCCUCCUGGCUGUGGUAAGACAACAUCAUUACUUGCACUUUGCCACCAGCUUCUUGGUGAUAAAGAAAAAGAUGCUGUUAUCGAGUUAAACGCUUCUGAUGAUAGAGGAAUUGACGUUGUUCGUAAGAACAUCAAAGAAUUCGCAAAGAGACAUGUUGCUCUUCCAGAAGGACGCCACAAAGUUGUACUUUUGGAUGAAUCAGACUCAAUGACUGAUGCAGCACAACAAGCUAUGCGUCGUAUCAUGGAAAACUACACAAAAACUACAAGAUUCGUCUUCGCUUGCAACCAGAGUGAGAAAGUUAUCGAACCAAUACAAUCUCGUUGUGCAAUUGUCAGAUUUUCAAGAGUUGAAGAAAACGAAAUUGCAGCACGUCUCAUGAAGAUCUGCGAGUUAGAAGGAUUCAAACCAGAGUCAGAAGGCAUUGCUACACUUGCUAGAUUGGCUGAUGGAGAUAUGAGAACUGCUAUCAACGGUCUUCAGUCAACAUACGUUAGAUAUGGACUUGUUACACAAGAAAACGUUCUUGCUACAGUUGAUAUACCUAAUCCAACAGCUAUAGCAGACAUAUUCACAGCUUUAUCAACAGAUAACUUCCGUAACGCUCUUAUUAUACUAAAUGGACUUGAAAAGCGUGGACAUUCACCAUCAGAUAUAGUGAAAUCCCUCUUUUCGUUCGUCCGCCGUACAGAUACGAUCCAAGAGAAGCUAAAACUCAAUUUACUUAAGGAAAUUGGUCUCGCCCAGAUGCGUGUUUCACAGGGAAUGUCCUCUAACCUCCAACUUGAUGGACUUCUUGCUACUUUGUUUAAAGUCUAUCAUCAGGCCCCACAACAGUAA
This is a messenger RNA of Trichomonas vaginalis G3, 975 nucleotides long. Its product is annotated as replication factor C / DNA polymerase III gamma-tau subunit family. Bases 1 to 975 code for a protein of 324 amino acids. NCBI's taxonomy places the organism in Eukaryota, Parabasalia, Trichomonadida, Trichomonadidae. Gene Ontology annotation, cellular component: nucleus; DNA replication factor C complex. The transcript has a single exon. The record is from RefSeq and is a predicted model, not a curated record. Gene Ontology annotation, molecular function: ATP binding; ATP hydrolysis activity; DNA binding. Gene Ontology annotation, biological process: DNA-templated DNA replication; DNA repair.